AUGACGACGAGCGCGGGCGAAGGGGGGGGAGGGGCCCCUCCCUCCUCCCCCUCCCCCAUUUUUCCCAUUUCCGCCUCCUCCUCGCCGGCGACGUCGGGGUUUGCCUCCGCGUUUAAACUCCGACAACGGCCGGAUCCGCAGUGGUGCCGUCCGUUGGAGGAAAUCCUCGGGAUUUACACCGGAGGUCCGCGAGGGUGUCGGGCCGGGCAGCCCGGCCAUGAUCCCGCGGUGUAUCAAAAAUUUUUAGAUUUCAUCCGACGUCUGUUGGAGUACGAUCCUCGGCGACGAAUGAACUGCGCGGAGGCGAUUCGACAUCCGUUUAUCGCGCCGCUGAUUGAAAUGGAAGCGAAGGCGGCCGCCGCGGCCGCGCAGUAUCUGUAG
Messenger RNA from Phytomonas sp. EM1, 381 nucleotides. The record is from the annotation of a GenBank genome assembly. Lineage: Eukaryota; Euglenozoa; Kinetoplastea; Trypanosomatida; Trypanosomatidae.